GGGAUGGCAUGGCUACAGGAACAAUUGGGGGUCAUGAGCAUGUCUGCUCACCCACCUGCGGUGUUAGAGAAGAGGCCGAGGAGAAGGGCACGACUGUCCCAACGACUCAGCCCAGGAGCAGCACCAGCAGUGAGGAGGUGCCUGAGUCCGUAGUCGCGUGGAGAGGAAGUUGCGGCCCAGGCCGAUGGACAGGCUGCAGGGGUGAGAGCGCGCUGGUCGGGCGCUGGUCGGGCGCCGGUCAGGCACGGAGGCCUACCGCAAUGAGGGCGCCCCGCCUCAUGUCUGCAGGCGGAAGGCCACAUUGAGAGGCUGGAUCCGGACCGGCAGAGGAGGCGGCCAGGCAGCACGGCAGUGAUGAAUCCGACAGGCAGCGCCAGGUCAAGGAAUGUUUCACCUACAGUCUCGAGGAGGGACCAGGCCGACAGGAGUAGGCGGCACUGGCGGUGAGUCACGAAUUGCACCACACACUGGGACUUUACUGGGUUGCUUAAAAUCGUUCAUAGAGUCAUGGGCAGGAGAGGAGGGGUAAUUUCUACGGUUCGGGAAGGGUAUGGUCACCAGAGGGCGGGAGAGAUAAGGAGCAGGGGGCUGUGGUGACAGUGGCGCGCAGGUUGAGUGUGGGCGAAGGGGUGACGGUAGCCGAGAAGGCGGACGGGUUGGGACAGCAGGCAGCAAGGUGUGGUGAGAUAGCGGAUGUGGCGCGGCAAAACGUGCUUGUGUCUUUCGCGGGGCCAUUGGGGUGUCACUUGAAAGCUGAGGUAAAAGAUAAAAUUGGGAGAGGGGAAUUCAUCAAAAUUCCUCGACUUAAAGGAGGAGGAUAAGAAAGAUGCCAAAAAAGAGGAGGAGGAGAAAAAGCGGCGAUACCGAAGACUUUUGGGAACUGGCUCAGGGCCUUUUGUAUUUUGGCGAGCAUAGUCGGGAAAAAGUCCCCAGAAUGAUGCUCACAGCUCUUUUCUUAUUUAGACUGGAUAGGGGACGCCUACAGGACUUAUGGGGACUUGGCAUGGUGGCGGUACAACAAACAGUUUCGCCAGCGGUUGGCUGCGUAUCCUAGCAUGAGGUGGGACCAGAUGGACCUAUCUUUAUGGAUGAAACUAAUGAUGGCGCAGAAAAACGCGCCCUUUCAGGGGACGGCCGGUGUGGCCACAGGAGGCACCGUGUCGGCCGGACAGAAAAAGGGGUUCUGCUGGCUCUUCAAUGAGGGGCAAUGCAAGUGGGGGGCUUCGUGUAGAUUUAAACAUGAAUGUUCCGGAUGCGGGGGCAAUCAUGGAGUCAAAAGGUGCUUUAAGAAAGGAAAAUCUAACCUUGGGGGUACAGCAGGGUCAACAGCUAUGGCGGUUGCAACUGGGAGCGUCGCCGGUGAGGGUCGGCGCGAUGCUGCCUUGGCUAAGGCAGUACGUUAACCAGGAAGACACAAGAUUCUUAUGGCAAGGGUUUACGGAGGGUUUUGUUAUCCCAUUCAGGGUCAAGGGUCCGAGAACCAUGUGCGCAAACCUUAAUGAAGGAGAAAUUAAUGAAAGAAGUCCGUUUCUGUCCCCGCCUUUAGACGAUUUGUGGGUGUCUCCGCUGAGGGUGGUCCCAAAAAAGGAGGUGGGCAAACUUUGCUUGAUACAUCACUUAUCGCAUCCGCAAGGGACUUCGGUAAAUGAUGAUAUCGACGCAGCCCUGUGUUCCGUAUCCUAUGCAUUAUUCGACCAUGCAAUCAAGUUGGUUCGGAGAGCUGGACACGGGCAUUGAUCGCGAAGGUGGAUGUGGAAGCAGCAUUUCGGCUGCUCCUCAUACAUCCGGAAUGUCACCACCUACUGGGGUGUUUCUUCGAAGGGGGUUUCUUCGUGGCCUUGUGUCUACCAAUGGGCUGUUCCAUCUCGUGUUCCUAUUUUGAAAAGUUUAGCACUUUUUUGGAAUGGGUGGUGCAGCGGGAGUCGGCCAGGGGCAAUCGUGCAUUACCUCAACGAUUUUUUGAGCGGUGUGGCCAGAUAUUGAAGGUAUUUCAACGGGUGGCGCACUCUUUUGGGGUUCCCCUGGAAGAGGGUAAAACGGUUGGCCCCACCUCAUGCCUCAGUUUCCUCGGUUUGGAGAUUCACUCGGUGGAAGGCGAAUGCAGAUUACCCGCGGAUAAACUACAUAAGCUUUGUCAGCUAGUGGACACAGUGAGGUGUGCAAGAAAGGUGAACUUACGGGGGCUAGAGUCCCUAUUGGGGAGUCUAAAUUUUGCAUGUCGAGUGAUCCCUAUGGGCAGGGUCUUUUGUAGGCAGCUGGCUCAGGCGACGAGUGGGGUACGGCUGCCAAAUCAUUAUGUUAAUGUUUCGGCAGAUAUGAGAGCGGAUCUGGAGGUAUGGGAAAAGUUUCUAAGGGAAUUUAACGGUAAAGUGUUUUUUCGGGAGCCAGGGGUAUCCUCCAAGGCCAUAGGCCUGUUCACGGACGCUUCGGGGAGCGUGGGGUUCGGGGCUUAUUUGGCGGGACAAUGAUGCGCCGAAGAGUGGCCUGCGGAGUGGAAGGCCAGCUCACUGAUAAGGAAUCGAGCGUUCCUGGAAUUUUUCCCGGUGGUAGUAGCGGUGGCGUUAUGGGGUAAACAGCUCGCAAGCAAAAAAGUGGUCUUUUAUUCAGAUAAUAUGGCAUUGGUCCAGGCUAUCAACGGUUUGUCGGCAUCAUCGCCUGUACUGGUACGGUUAUUAAGGCAUUUGGUACUUCUCUGUAUGUCUAGCAAUCGGGCAAGGCACGUACCGGGUUUCUUGAAUAUAGUGGCUGACGCGCUGUCUCGUUUACAGUGGGAAUGUUUUCGGGAAGCAGCUCCAGAGGCACAGGAGGAGGGAGUGGCCUGUCCAGAAGAAAUGUGGCAGCUCGGGACAUCAUGCUUGGGGAGUUCAUAAGGAGUUCCCUGGCGCCGGGCACUUGGGUGGCAUACGAAAAGGUUUGGCACGAGUGGGAAGAGACAGUGGCACAAGUGGGAGGGGACCUUUCAGCAGGGCAUAGGCUAGACAUAUUGUUAUGUGUACUUGUCGACUAUUCGCUAGAAAGGCUUCUCCAGCUAUGGUGGACAGGCACAUGUCGGCGUUGGCUUUCUUAUUCAAGUUUAACGGAUGGGAGGAUAUAACGAAACCUGGUGAGGCAAGCCAUAAGAGGUUUUCGGAAGGGUAAAAAAUCAGUGGAUACGAGGAGGCCGGUGUCAUUUGCGGUGCUGCAAGGGCUAGAGGAGGCUCUACCGACCUUAUGUUACUUGAGGUGGUGUUAGUUUCCAGGGCGGUUGUUUGGACAUUCUUCGGGGCAUUAUUUCGAAUUGGGGAGCUUAUCAGCGUCAACAAAGCGGGGGUUGGUGGACUGCGGUGGGUAGACGUGGCAGUCGGUGAGCAUAUGGUGCUGAUUGGGCCGCUCGAAAACAGACGUUUUCGGUAAUGGAUGCUCAGUAACAUUGUUUGAAUUUCCAGGGUCUAAGGUUUGCCUGGUGGCUUGCGGUGCCGAUUUCUUGGAAGUUCGCCCCAAGAGGGAAGGCUGUUUCUUCAUUCAUGCUGAUUUCAGUUCGUUAGGAUAUUUUGCUCGGGGUUAUUUAAAUUGGGCCUGGACCCCAUGCAGUUCGGGACACAUUCUUUUAGAAUUGGGGCAGCAACCGAGGUGGCACGUCUAGGUCUGGGAGAUGAGCGGAUCAAGCAGAUAGGGAGGUGGGAAUCCAUUCGGUUCCGCUUGUACAUUAGACCUGACAGGUUGGUGUAACGGGGGGCUGGGGCGUUUACUGUUAGGGUUGCCCUGCUGUUCACUGUUUUAUCUAUUUUAGGUCGGUUGGUAUGGCUGAUUGGACAUUCAUACGUGUAUUGGGCACAGAAGAGGCUGCAGUGAGAAAAAACAGAAGGCAACUGAGCUUUCCUAUGGAGACGGUGGUUCUAUUUUGGUUGGGAUUCAGGGGUUUCAGUAGGAUCAGUAAGAAAUUGUUUCAAAGGAUUAAAAGGUGGUCAUUCCCAAACGUAAUAUUGGUACACAGUGGGGAGAACGACCUAGACUUUUAACCCCUCAGCGAGAACUGUUGAGGAGGAUGAAAAUGGAUUUGGGUCGGCUGUGGGAACUGGUUCCUGGCGUGGUAGUAGUUUGGUCGGAAAUGGUGCCUCGUUUUACUUGGAGACACGCCAGAGAUCUGGCUGCUGUGGCGUGAUGUAGGGGCAAGGUCAAUAAGACCAUUGCGUUUUUUGUUAGAAGGAUAGGUGGCGUGGUAGUGUGGCACCGGGAGUUGGAGGGCAUGCUGCCCAGGUAUUUUAGGAAGGAUGGGGUGCAUUUGUCAGACGUGGGUUCUGAUUUGCUUAAUUUGGGUUUCCAGGACGGUAUUACCCAGGGCCUGUUUCUGUGUGAUGGGGGUCGCACAUGAGCUUAAGGGGGUCAAGUCAUGUGCUGUGGCGGAAUAGGGCUUGGGUUAAAGAGGAUUUAGGUGGAAUAGGAAGUGGGCAGGUCUAGGCUGGAGUAUGCUGGAGUGGAAAAGUGGUUGGUAGGUUCAAGCUCGUUGGUGGCUAUGAACCUGGGGGUGUAGGGGUGUCUGGGUACACCCCUACAGUUAAACAUAUGGUUAUGGGGCCUCUUUGGUAGGCCAUGUGUAAAACGUUAUGCAUUAUUGGAAUGUUAAUUAUUGUUAUUUGGUAGGGUCAUUGUCAGGGGUAUUGGGCAGGAAGGUCAGACGUAAUUAAUACUUGUGACAAUGACCCUAAAUUGUUAAAUUGUUAAAUUAUAUAAUGAUUAAUAAAGCUGUGGACUUUAUACUCCAACAGAAAAUUGGUGUCCAAGUGUCGGUUUAGCACAUGCCGAAUAACGACUGUCAACAUGUCAUGUUCUUUAAUGGAUGAAUCAUAUUAGAUGUUGAAUUACAGAUCUGUUUUAUUUUGUUGUUUUUUUACUCCACUCUCUGGAAUAAGGAAGCAUUUUUCGUUUGGCAAGUUUCUGGCAUAGCUCUCUGUUCUUCACACACAAUUGCCAGGUUGGACUGCUUUUAAUUUUUUUCUUUUGUUUUGCAUCUUUAUUUAACCCCAUAAGAACCAAUAAUAGUUCAUGUCUUAAUCAUAUUCUUGUUUCUAAAAACCCCAUGCCUGCAUCAGUGUGCCAUGCAGCAUUUGCAGUUCAGUAUGGCCAUGAAAUAGUUAAAUGAGUUCAUUUUGAGAUAAAAUCUGUAAAAGGUGAUUUGCUAUGACUGAAUUAUUCUGCCAUUGGUCCUUAAGAAAUUAACCCAGAACACACUGCACCUAUGCCCUCUAUGUUUUGCAUUAUCAAAUAGUCCAAUUAAUAAAUAUCAUAUUCAUAAAGUUUCCAGGAGAGGGCACUAACACAUUAUGACAUUAAAACAUGCUCUGUCAUUUUUCUUGUCCUAUCACGCUGUGAUUAGCAUGAUGUUGGCAUUAAAGGUGUUACUGUUUCUUUCUUGCAAUCAUCUGGCUAAUUUUUAACUUUGCUUAGGGCAGUGCUUGACUUAAAUAUUCCACUUCACGGCUUCAAUUUUGGAAGAGGUCAAACUAUGUUACAGAGGUUAAACACAAAUCUAUUUCCUUAUUUAUUGUUUUUUUUCUAUUCUUCCUGUGCCAGUCUCCGCCCACGGCUUAUACCUUCUGAAAAGGCAGCAUGAACAAGGCACGGCAAGUGUGCACAGAAAGCUGGAAUUGCUGCCUUUACCUCCACAGAGGUCAGUCUGGCAGUGAAUAAAAUGUGUGUGUAUAAAUAUUAUAAAUUGCAAUACUGUUAUUUUAAAAAGGCAGAUCAUAUUAUCAAAUGCCAUACUGUAAAAAGUGACAUCAUUCCGUGUAUUACUAGUCAGAGAGGCCCUCACCCUGGAUUACCUGUAGAUAUUGUUACUUGGGAAUCCUGCACACAUUGUGGCUGAAUAUAAAUGCUUGCUGAGGUCCUGUAAAGCUACAGUAAAGUUAGGGUUACUUACUCUGGCAAUUAGGGUUAGAGUUUUGUGCUACGGCACAAAUAAACCAAGAGUAAUCAGCAGUUUUAUGAAUUAAUAUAGGAACUCCCCUGGCAGUUAAAACGACGAGGAUGGUUUCCUGAUUCACUGAGUUUAAGAUCUUCCAUACGGAAUCAUUAGUUUAUCAUCCUACUGGGAGAUCGCCAUGUCCACCAUGUUUGAUUCCGUAUCCAGUAAAGGAGGAGACUAUAUUUAAAAGAAGAAAAACUACCACAACAAGAGGACAUAGUCUUAAAUUAGAGGGACAAAGGUUUAAAAAUAAUAUCAGGAAGUAUUACUUUACUGAGAGGUAGUGGAUGCAUGGAAUAGCCUUCCAGCUGAAGUGGUAGAGGUUAACACAGUAAAGGAGUUUAAGCAUGCGUGGGAUAGGCAUAAGGCUAUCCUAACUAUAAGAUAAGGCUAGGGACUAAUGAAAGUAUUUAGAAAAUUGGGCAGACUAGAUGGGCCGAAUGGUUCUUAUCUGCCGUCACAUUCUAUGUUUCUAUGUUGAUUUUUGCAUGCGCCAAUUUCAUCUGCACAAGUAGGGGAGACUGUCAUCACUGACAAUCUCCUGGGGUGCCAUUGGAAAAAUAUGGGACAAAUUUUUUUUUUUGUAUUGCUAGAUAUUGGACAUAGAUAGAGUUAAAUUAACACUCCAAAUGUAAAAAACAAAAUAUCUAAUAACCCUUAACCCUAAAUAUAAUUUUAACCCUAAAUGUUAUAAAUCUCACAAUUGUGUUUCAAUCUCUAGAACUGGCACUAAUUUUAUGCCUAACCCUUACACUAAAUGUCCUAGAUCUGAGUGUCACAUUUCCAGCUCUGUCAGAGUAACCAUGACUUUAAUUACCUUGCAGGACAUUGGCGAGCAGCCUUUUUCAGCCAUUGUGGUGUACAGUUUACUCAGAGAUCAUAUUUUAUUUAUAAAAUAGUUUACCAGGAAGGAUACAUUGAAAUUUAUCUUGUUUUCAAGUAUGUCCUGGGUCCACAAACACUGCAUUGUUAUAAUAGGGUACAAUAUAGCGUUACAAACAAAAACCCCACUAUAUAUACACUGAACAAAAUUUUAAACGCAACACUUUUGUUUUUGCCCCCAUUUUUCAUGAGCUGAACUCAAAGAUCUAAGACUUUUUCUAUGUACAUAAAAGGCCCUUUUUCUCUCAAAUAUUGUUCACAAAUCUGUCUAAAUCUGUGUUAGUGAGCACUUCUCCUUUGCCGAGAUAAUCCAUCCACCUCACAGGUGUGCCAUAUCAAGAUGCUGAUUAGACAGCAUAAUUAUUGCAAAGGUGCAAAAUCUACAGUUUUACUGUAUUUGGGCUAUCCGGGGGGUCAAAAAACCAGUCAGUAUCUGGUGUGACCACCAUUUGCCUCAUGCAGUGCAACACAUCUAAUUUGCAUAGAGUUGAUUAGGUUGUUGAUUGUGGCCUGUGGAAUGUUGGUCCACUCCUCUUCAAUGGCUGUGCGAAGUUGCUAGAUAUUGGCAGGACCUGGAACACACUGUCGUAUAAGCAAAUCCAGAGCAUCCCAAACAUGCUCAAUGGGUGACAUCUCAAGUGAGUAUGCUGGCCAUGCAUCAGCUUCCAGGAAUUGUGUACAGAUCCUUGCAACAUGGGGCCGUGCAUAAUCAUGCUGCAACAAGAGGUGAUGGUAGUGGAUGAAUGGCACAACAAUGGGCCUCAGGAUCUAGUCACAGUAUCUCUAUGCAUUCAAAAUGCCAUCAAUAAAAUGCACCUGUGUUCGUUGUCCAUUAAAUACGCCUGCUCAUACCAUAACCCCACUGCCACCAUGGGCCACUCGAUUCACAACGUUGACAUCAGCAAACCGCUCACCCACACGACACCAUACACGCUGUCUGCCAUCUGCCCUGUACAGUGAAAACCGGGAUUCAUCUGUGAAGAGAACACCUCUCCAAAGUGCCAGUCGCCAUUGAAUGUGAGCAUUUGCCCACUCAAGUCUAUUACAACAACUAAUUGCAGUCAGGUUGAGACCCUGCAUGCAAGCAUGCAGAUGAGCUUUCCUGAGAUGGUUUCUGACAGUUUGUGCAAAAAUUCUUUGGUUAUGCAAACCGAUUGUUGCAGCAGCUGUCCAGGUGGCUGGUCUCAGACAAUCUUGGAGUGAAGAUGCUGGAUGUGGAGGUCCUGGGCUGGUGUGGUUACACGUGGUCUGCGGUUGUGUGGCCGGUUGGAUGUACUGCCAAAUUCUCUGAAACGCCUUUAAAGACGGCUCAUGGUAGAGAAAUGACAUUCAAUUCACAGGGUACCAGCUCUGGUGGACGUUCCUGCAGUCAGCAUGUCAAUUGCACGCUCCCUUAAAACUUGCGACAUCUGUGGCAUUGUGCUGUGUGAUAAAACUCCACAUUUUAGAGUGGCCUUUUAUUGUGGUCAGCCUAAGGCACACCUUUGCAAUAGUCAUGCUGUCUAAUCUGCAUCUUGAUAUGCCACACCAGUGAGGUGGAUGGAUUAUCUCGGCAAAGGAGAAGUGCUCACUAACACAGAUUUAGACAGAUUUGUGAACAAUAUUUGAGAGAAAUAGGCCUUUUGUGUACAUAGAAAAAGUCUUAGAUCUUUGAGUUCAGCUCAUGAAAAAUGGGAGCAGAAACAAAAGUGUUGCAUUUAUAAUUUUGUUCAGUGUGUAUAUAUAUAUAUAUAUAUAUAUGCGCACACACAAAUACAAAUGUAAUAAUUUAACACAAAACAGGUAAGAACUAUAGUCAGCCACGAUUACAGGUGCAUUCUGUAUGUAUUGAGGUAUGUUGCUAUGUAUCUCUUAAAGGAUUUUAGAGUGAUCUCUACAGGGAGCUCUCUUCAGCAAGACACAAGCUGAAUGUGCAAUAGGGAGUGAAACACUCAAUUUACAUAUCACUAGUGGGAGAGGAAGAGAUUUAACAAUGGUAGCUGUGAAUUACAGCUGCAAAUAAAAUUAUGCAUAAAGACAUCGUUAAUAGAUUAAUAAAUGACUCAGAUCCAUUAUGUUAACCUUAUAAUGUUUGCAGAAACCAUCAAUGGCUUUAUUUCUCCUAACGCCUGGUUCAUAGUUAUGCACCACUUUGAAGGCUACAAACAUCAUCAUUACUUAUAAAGUGCUCAUGAGAUAUACAAGUUACUUAAACUUAACAAAGUUGAACUUACAGUAACGAGCAGUAGUCAUUGCUCAGCAUAAAUUAAUUUAUAAUCUGCAUAUACAUUAUAUGUAGGCACACACACACACACACACACACAUAUAUAUAUUAUCAACAGAUAUAUCUCACUAUUUGUAAGUUGAAUGAGGGGGAAACAAAGUCAUACUCUUCAUGCAGUCAUUCUGUAUUAAAAAGUAAAAUAUUUUUGCUGAGGUUAAUGAUUGAUUUUACUGUGGGGGAAUGUAGGGAGAGCACCACACUGUUUUUGCGUUUUUUUCCUCUCCUUUUUUUUUUUUGUAUUAUUGCCACUUUGUGAAAUAUUGUGAAUAAGUAAAUAUGGUAAUGUAAUUUUGCAUGAGACUGAGUUCACUGUCCCUUUAAAAAUUCUCCUGCAGGUUGAAUCUCUGACGUCACCUUCCACUAAGGGGCUGAGAGGAGAGACACACAGAGAGAGAGAAAGAGAGAGAGAAAGAGAGAGGGGAGGAGGGAUAAUAGCAUCUGCUGAGCAGCUAUGGAAGAGGAGAGGAACCGUGGGCACAGCAGUAAGCACCGGGAAAAGAAUGUGAAUACCCAGCACAGACAGGUAAUCAGAAAUUAAUCACAAUCAAGUGGCUUUGAGAUUAAAUACUACAAUAAUUAUUUUAUUUGGCUAAUUGCAUGCAAGCAUGUUUUAUGACCGGUGUAGACACAAGCACCAAAUAGAAGCUAAGUCUCUAUGUCAUUGACAUUUCACAGAGGUCUAACAUGCAAACACCUCUGUAUUUUUGAGUUGGGUAAAUUACUCCUGAUGGUUGUAAUAGCUGCCAAAAAGAGCCAUUAAAUGCCACAAGCAGCAUUAAAUACCACACGAGCUGUGCCAAAGAUAAAGCUCAUUUGUCAGCACAGGGUCAAAUUGUGUCUUUCAGGCGCACGCAUUAAUCCUUUUUCUACAAAUAAAAUACACUCUGGAUAUUGAAAGCACACCUUUACACAUUGAGUGUAUUGAGCAAAACAUUACUACAUACAAAAUCCACAAUUACACUUGCGCACAUUUUCCUAAAUGUACGUGAAGAUCCAUACAUGAUUUAGUGUUUUGUGGAUACAAGAAGGAAAAAAAUCAUGUAUGGAUCCUUGUAUAAAUUGUGAGAAAGUAUCACUGCUUUAGAAUCGACACAUCUGGGUUAAAUAAACAAUUACUAGUGUGUGUGACAAAAUUAGCAGCAGACAAAAAGAAAAACCCUAAUAUCUGCAAAACCCUAGACAGGGGAAUUUUAAAUAAUCUGCCGUUUGUUUAAGAAUUUUAGAAGCAAUACAUCUAGAAGCAAUGUCAAUUGCUGUAUACGUGGAAGCUAAUGAAAACAACUUUAUAAUUGUACAAUUUAAAAAAAUUUUUACAUCCGAGUAUCAGUGUUGGAAAAUGUCUACUUUUUUUGUGUUUUUAAAGUGAGAUGUGCUGUUAAAAUUUAUGAAUUAUUUUUCAGCUAUUUUCAUACAAGACAAAACUGGGAGACUAAUUUUGUUUUGUUAAAAUAACUGAGUCUUAACGAAAAGUGUUGGGAAACUUUUGCUUAUCUUGCAAUCUAUAACAGGCACAGAUCAUUUCAUUUUGAACACAUUAUACCCCAAAACAGUGACCAAAACCCGCAAUACCUUGGGUUACUCUCUUGGCUAAUACACCUGCUGUACAGGUUUGGGUUAAGUGUCAAAAUAUUGUUGGGCCCAUUGAUCUAUGUGAUGUUGAUGAAAUUGAUAGCUAUUAUUUGGCUUACUGUGCAAUAAGGGAAAAUGGACUGUAAAAGCACAAGAGAUUUAUUAUUACGACCAUAGUAACAUUUGCAUUACAGAAUAUGACUAAAACAUACUUUGUUGAUUUAUUGGUUUUUUUUGUGUUUUUUUGUUUUUGUUUUUUUUAUACGGCACACACACUCCAACUUAACCACUUAAUUAUUCAUAAACACUACUUGAUCUGUAGUGUACACAACUACACAAAAACAAGCAAGGGAUGACUCUCCUAAAGUAAUCUUAAACAUGUGCUACUCUUACAGUUUAAAAUACUUACCCAUACUAUUCUCCCUAAUACAAAUGCUCUUGGUGUCCUCAACCAUGUACUGAUUCCUGCAAAAUUGUAGGAGAUUUAGGAAUGUGACAUGACAGUGCAGUUCAUACAUAGCCAAUAUUUCUAAUUAUGCAUAAAACAAAUUAGGAGACAAAAAGGACCAGGUUUAUAACUGCAAAAUAGAGAUUAAAAUAAUAUUAUAAUGAAUAUUGUCUUGUACAUUACAAAAAUACAUUUGCUUGCAGAUUUGCAAAUGAAAACACACUGACACACACAAUGACUCUUGCUUACAGCAUAUGCACUUAUAACAAAUGCCAACAGAUGCUGACAGAUAUUAAAACAUAAACUGUUUUCUGCGCCAAGGACACACUUUCCCUUUUGCUGAAUGUGCACUCAAUGCAGACACCAAAUCACACACUGAUAUCACCUUGUCAUAGUUAAAGUGAAAUCUAGUAUACUGCCAUUGGUACAGCCAAACUGUAAUACAGACUUCCCUAUACUAAAAUUGUUUUAUGUUCAUCUUGCCGAUUACACUUUGAUGCCAUACCAAACACGCACAUAACAUCUAUGCACAGUUAUUGAUUCGCAGUUUACUUAUCGCACAUACUUCUUUUACAAAUAGAACUCUCCCUAAUUUCUAUUUUACUGUACAUUUCUCCUGUUCUGGUUUCACAUUCUUCUAAUCUUCAAACUUACAGUGUGCUUCUUUCAUCUCUCUGUUGUACUGUUUCUAGAUAGCCUUAUUGUGUCUGUUGUCUGGUUUUAAUUGUUAUUUCAACUUUACUCUUAUCCUUAUUUACUCUGUCCUUUUUUUGUCUCUGCCCUUCUUUGCUAUUUAGCACCUCUCUUCAGAUUCCUCUUUCUCUUUUUGUCUCCUCUGCUACCCACAUCUUUCGUCCCUUCCCCCUCUGCUGGUGUCACCAUCGAAUUCGUCUCUGAUAAAUGCACAGAAAGUUUAUUUUUAGAGCUAUUGUGAUUGAGAUAAAGAGAGUAACACACGCUGUAGUUAUUUUCCCCAUAUUGUGUCAAGGAUAUGGUGAUAUCAGUGGUAGAAAGAGGAUCCAGGCACUCCAAGUAUCUUCAAAUGAAUUUAUUGGGAUAAGUGAGACACGGCAACGUUUGGACCUCUAAAAGGGUCUUUGCCGAGCUACAUCACACCAGACACAUCAAUGAUUUAUAGGCAAAAACAUUGUGAAGUGUAAAACAAAGGAUAUGGUGAUGGCAUUAUAUUAUCUGUGCCCAUACUAGAAGCAUAAAAUACUUGUAUGUAAAAUGCUAUGUAUAUAUGAAAUAUGUACAAGUGGAAAGGUCAUGUGACUAACAUCAAGUGACACCAAACUAUAGUUUCCACUUGAGGUAGAUAAAGAAUGAGCUCACACUACUUAUUCUAUGCGAUAGACAAACUGUGUUUGAAAUACUCUGUCUUCACUUUUUCUCUUCAGAUGGAUCCUAAUGUGUUUGGUGUGGAGCAAUAUGUAUUUGUAGCACCGCCUUCUCCUGAACCACCUCCCAGACCUACUUAUUUGACCUCUCCUCGGUUCAGCCCUGCAGGCUCAGGUCGAUCGCAACCUGAGGGAUCAAGUGGGUCACAAACUCCACUCCCAGGAGUACAACUGUCUGUUCGCCCUCUUUCUCCUGUUGGUGCAUCUGCACCUAAUCGUUCCCAGCCAGAGGGAUCUCAGAGAAUCCACCCAGUGGGAUCACCAGUCAAUCCCAGAGUAGAAUGUGGCAGAUCCCAGCCUGAGGGUUCCUGUCUUGGCCUUCUGUCCCCCACUCAACAGUACCGACCACUGCCUCCUCCACCACCAUCUCCACAUCGCUCUCCUGCUCCUAGCCCCUGUGGGCAACCGGAACGUAGGAAAUCACACACUACGUUAACUUUCACAGGGUCCCAGGAGCCACGUCAAAGGUCUAAUUCAACUCAACAUAGAUUAGAGGCAACAGAAAGGUCAAUUUCCAGUGAGCUACCAAUAGGUAGUGAACAAGAAAAAAUUAGUGAGGAUUUCAGGUAUGAUAUUUACUUAAAUAAUACAGUGUAAAGAAAUCUUAAAUAUUUUAGUAAAGGUGGGGCCUUUAAUGUGCAUGCUUGUAUUGCAGUAUAUAAUUAUGCAGAUUGAUUUCAUAGUAGUCCUGUGUGUCUUUAAACUCAUUGAAGAACAUUCAAAUAUUGCACACCCAGAAAUGGACAUAGCUAUACUGUUUUGAAUAGUAUCACACAAGGUAUUUGUAUAAAAUGAAUCAAGAAUGUGUAGUGCAUAGUUUCCACUUGUCCUAGUUGGGACAGUCCAUUCCUUACAGCAACAACUGCACCUACACAUUACUUGUUUCUCAGUGACACAGACAGGAAUGGAUCAGGUUCACAUUGUAUGUGUGUUACCAUGUGAUACGGAUAGAGUCGAAGAGUGAAGUCCCUACCAGUAUUACAACUAAGUGUAAUGCCUGAAUAAUAGCUACCCCCAAAGAGACUGAGUACACCUCCCUACCUACCCAAGUGUACCACAAACAAAACACACCCUGAAUUAUGGGUGAUCUGUGUUCACUAUAAUAUUUCUUUAUUGCCAAUUAAUGGAGAUGGGAUUGGCUUUUAGCUUCUGCAGUUUAGCAGAAGCCAGAAGCAUGUCAACCGACAGUAUAGAAGCCUCGGAGCCCAGUGGGAACCAAGGUAAGGGGGCCAACCCUACAGUGUAGUGGUUAUGAUGCUUGGAGCAACCGUGAACAUUUACCAUGUAUUUAAAAAAAAUAAUUAUACAGUUUGUAAAACAUCAAUACCUUUAACGCAUUCAACGUGGAUAUUGAUGAACAAAGUGUAAUAUAAAGAAAUAGGGUAUCACCUGGAGACCUCGCCAAUGAAUAUGACCAGAAUAUGCUCUUAUUUUAAUUGUGUUUUUUCAUGCAGUCUACUUCAUCAAAUUAUAAAGAACACUUUAUUUUUGUAAAACUUGGCUCAGUAAAGUAAUACAUUUAAGUUCAAAAUAGCAAAAGUGGAAAAGAAAUCUCAAAUUAAAGGAUCACUAUAGUGUCAGGAAAAGAAACCCGUUUUCCUGACACUAUGUCAUCCUUGGGGGACCCUCACCCUCAGGGUCCCCCUACCAUGGCGCUGAAGGGGUUAAAACCCCUUCAGCAGCUUACCUUAAUCCUGCGCCGGUCUCCCUCGGCGCUGGUGACCUCUCCUCCCUCGCCGAUGUCAGCUCCUGAGUGGAGUGGAAUGUGCAUGCACGGCAAGAGCCGUGCGCGCAUUCUAACAGUCCAUUGGAAAGCAUUUCUCAAUGCUUUCCUAUGGACGUUCUGCACACUGGAUGUGAAUUUCGUAUCCAGCGUCGCAGAAGCGCCUCUAGCGACUGUCAGGAAGACAGCCACUAGAGGUUGGAUUAACCCUGCUAUGUACAUGUGAAGGGUUAAAACCUGAGGGACCUGGCAACCAGACCACUUUAUUGAGCUGAAGAGGUCUGGGUGACUAUAGUGUCCCUUUAAGCUAUGCUUUUAGUUCAGCUAUUGUGGCUUCAAAUUUGAAAUGCUCACUUUGGUAAAUAACCCUGUAUGUUUUGCAAGGAUAACUCUUUUUCUCUAUAUGUAUUUUUCAUUAUUUACUCCAUAUAUUUUCUUUUGCAUUUUUCUCCAACUGCCUUUGCCUUCUCUUUGUUUCUCAUUAAACUGCCAUUAAAGGAUCACUCUAGGUCAGAGCUGGACAAAUGGCAAAGCAUCAUGGAAGUUGCAGUUCUACAACAUCUGGGGAUCUACCAUUUGACCAACUCUAGGUGUUACACAAUCUGACAAUCCAAUGCUCUUUUAGCAGCAUUAGCUGCAUUCACAGUCAUCGUGCUGUGUGUGAUUUGUGAAUUUGUGGCAAAAUGUCAACAGUGAUACUUCAAAACCACAUUCUUUUUACAUUGUCAGUGAUAAGCAACAACUUCUACGUACCAAAACCAUCACGUAAAGAUAGAGUGGAUUUGAUGCUUAGUGAGUCCCUUUAAUGAAAGCAUAAAUGCAGCGUGAAUACGAAUACAAAAAGAUAAGUCAUGCGCUCACUCCCAUCACAACUGGGCCGGCAGUAAUGACUACAGUACACAUCAGCCCCAAUAUAUAGUAAAAACCAAAGAAAAGAAAACGUUACCUGCGCUCUCUCCUUAAUCCCCAUGUAUAUUCAGACAAACGGAGGUCACUCAGUUGCUCCAAUGGAGGGAAUGCCCGCCUGCCAACGUCAAGGCAGACCCCCCUAAAGCGGGUCCUACACUGACCCCUCAGCCCGCCUCCCUGAGCCUCCGGCAAAGAUAUCUCUAAUGAGACAGAGAGGGGUAUUUUUUAUAUACACCCCUAUAUACUUAUUACCCCUUAAUAGGUGAGCACAAGACUUAUCUUUUUGUAUUUGUAUUUACUUUGUAUCACACAGCCUUGUUACAAUGCUGCCGCCCAUCCCAUGUGUUCCCUAUUAAGGGUUAAUAAGUAUAUAGGGGUGUAUAUAAAAAAUACCCCUCUCUGUCUCAUUAGAGAUAUCUUUGCCGGAGGCUCAGGGAGGCGGGCUGAGGGGUCAGUGUAGGACCCGCUUUAGGGGGGUCUGCCUUGAUAAAUGCAGCGUACUUUACUUUAUUCCAAUACUUUAAAACAGAGCAGUACAUUUAAAAACCUGCAUUACAGAACAAUCUGAGCCUCAUCUAUGCUUUUAAUAGUGUGUGAAUCAAAAAACGGUCAGAUUGUAUCGAUUAUAAAUCCAAGCUUCUCAAAUGUUCCUGAAUGUUGUUUUAUACUGAACGUACGGACCCCAAGGUCUAUAGUUGUUCUGGGAAAUAAAUAAUGGGAUAUAAUUAUACGCAUUUAUUCAUAAUAAGAGCUUUGGAUAAAUCUAAAUGUGCUCAUCUCUAUUAUUGAACUCUUUGUUUCAUACUUAGGAAUAAUAUACAGCAAUUAUAGAGGGUUCAGUGUGUGCGCACAAAAGCUCAUAAAUGUGGACCUUUUCAAAAUUCAACAUAGUUUUACCGAAGCUAUCUCCUCAUCUGCUUAACGUGUGCAUCUCUAAAACAAUGGGUUGUCUACUCCAAGACACAUCCAGGUUUUACAUCACUGCCAACUCUUCAUCAACUUGAAAGGUACCGAACCCAAAUCCUGUUGGCCUCUCCAACUGUGCCAGUCCUGGAACGCAAGAGCACAAGCCAGUGA
Pelobates cultripes (western spadefoot toad) is the source of this 16215-nucleotide messenger RNA. Lineage: Eukaryota; Metazoa; Chordata; Amphibia; Anura; Pelobatidae. The record is from the annotation of a GenBank genome assembly.